UAGUCAAAGGCAGAGAGAGAAACAAAAGAGAAUUAUGGCAAUGCCUCCUCCUCAACUAAUUAUUAGCCUAUUGCUUGGCUUUUCUUUUCUCUUGCUAUCUUUUCAAGCUUCGCAUUGUGCGGCUCACAGGCAGAACCAUUGGCCUGAGGGAGGAAAAACAAGGUUCUACGAAUUCAAGGUGCAAAAGACGCGGAUAAGGAAACUAUGCAAGAGUAAACAGAUACUGACCAUCAACGGAAUGUUCCCGGGGCCGACGGUGUACGCUGAGGAGGGUGAUCGUCUUGUCAUCAGGGUCACCAACGAAACUCCCGACAACACCACCAUCCACUGGCAUGGAGUGAGACAAAUUCUAUCAUGUUGGUCAGAUGGACCAUCAUACAUCACCCAGUGCCCCAUCCAACCCGGGCGCACGUUUACAUACGAGUUUACGUUGAUCGAUCAGAGGGGAACUCUGUGGUGGCACGCUCACAUCUCAUGGAUGCGUGCGACCGUGCACGGCGCGCUCGUAAUAUAUCCAAAGAGAGGGGUUCCCUACCCCUUCAAGCCCCCGUACGAAGAACAGAUUCUAAUCUUUGAGGAGUAUUGGAAUAAGAAUCCUUUGAAGAUAGAGAAGAAGUUGAUUGCCAGUGGAGGAGGUCCACCUGUUGCUGAUGCUUACCUCAUCAAUGGUCACCCUGGGCCUCGCUACAACUGCUCUGCAACUGAUGUAUUCAAGAUUGAUGCCGUCCCCGGAAAAACCUACUUACUCCGUCUAAUAAACUCCGGCCUCAACACGGAGCUCUUCUUCUCAAUAUCCAGCCACAGGCUCACCGUCGUCGAAGCCGACGCGGAGUACACUAAACCCUUCUUAACGGAUCGGGUCAUGAUCGCUCCGGGCCAAACCCUCACCGUCUUCGUCAAGGCUGAUCAACACAUCGGCGUGUACGAUAUGGCUAUUGGGCCUUACAUGUCAGCCCAAAAUGUCCCGGUCCAAAACAUCUCGGGUGUAGCCCAUUUUCAAUAUAGCGGAGCUAGCUUAACUUCUACGGCCCGACCCGCCCAACUUCCUUUAUUCAAUGAUAACAAGGCCGCCCGGUCUCAUUUAGAUGGGCUAAGAAGUCUACACCAAAAACAUUUGCCGCACCAAAUUGACACAAACCUCUUCUUCACGAUUGGGCUUAACGUUGAGCAGUGCAAUCGGCCCAACCCGAAUAAAACUUGCCAAGGCCCAAAUAACGGAAUAUUUGCGGCUUCAAUGAAUAAUAUCUCAUUUGUGAAGCCUAACGUUUCAAUACUACAAGCUUACUAUGAGGAUGUUGAGGGGCAUUUUAGGACGGACUUCCCUAGCAAACCGUUGAGGGUGUACGACUUCGUUAACGGCGCGCCAAACAGCGCACCGAACGACACAGCGUCGAUACGAGGGACACGGGUGCAUGUUUUGGAGUUCGGAGCGAGGGUUGAGCUCGUGCUGCAGGACACGGGCACGGUGAGCACGGAGAACCACCCGAUACACUUGCACGGGUACAACUUCUACGUCGUGGGCUACGGGAGUGGGAACUAUAAUCCUCGUACCGCUAAGUUGAACUUGGUCGAUCCUCCCUAUAUGAACACCAUCGGUGUCCCCGUUGGAGGAUGGGCGGCGCUGAGGUUCAUCGCCGAUAAUCCUGGUAUAUGGUUCAUGCAUUGCCACCUUGAGGUUCACACCACUUGGGGGCUUGACAUGGCUUUUCUUGUGAAGGAUGGAGACGGCCCAAAUGAGAGUCUUCCUCAUCCUCCUGCAGAUUUACCAAGGUGUUAAUUUUUAUGAUGGUACGAUACGAGGAGAGAAACACCAUUAGACGCUUUGUUUAGCUGAUCAUAUUGAUGUCGUGAAGCACGUUCAGGUCAUUUGAUUCUUUUGAGAGAGAGUUUUCCUUAAUUAUUACUUGUUGUUUAAUUUCCCCAAGAGUGAAUGAAAGCAUGUGAAGAAUAAAUAGAUUUCCUUCUUCUGUUGGUGUGUAUUGAAAGAGGAAGUGCAUCAUGAUAGCCAAAAAAACUUCAGGGAUGGUGAUAUUUACGAUCUUAGUUAUACUCUGUAGUGCAUAUGUUGCAAUUGUAAAUGCACCAGUUGAAUGUUGAACAUUAUGUUGAAGAGCUUCUGUCUAAAGAAACUCGUUGUUUAGAUAUCUGCAUUUUUAUUUUAGAAAAUGCAUUUUCAUAA
Molecule: messenger RNA, 2179 nt
Organism: Asparagus officinalis (garden asparagus)
Lineage: Eukaryota; Viridiplantae; Streptophyta; Magnoliopsida; Asparagales; Asparagaceae
Product: laccase-6-like
Exons: 6
Coding region: 35-1777 (580 amino acids)
Biological process (GO): lignin catabolic process
Cellular component (GO): apoplast
Molecular function (GO): hydroquinone:oxygen oxidoreductase activity; copper ion binding
Source: RefSeq, a predicted model, not a curated record